CAAGAACCCUAGACCCGAACCGCGAGUCCGUUGCCCCAGAGGUUUAUCCCGUCCCGUCUUCCUUUGCCAAUAGGAGGGUGGGAGAGAGAGAGAGAGAGAGAGAGAAGGUUUGUGUAUGCAAAUUAUUGUGUUUCCUCUCCGACUAUUUGAAUUUCCAUCGUAGAGACCGUACCCUCUGCAAAAUUUAGGGUUUCCCUUUUCUGGCUUCUAUUGAACCGCCGCUUUGGUUUAGAUUUUUGCUCUGUGGAAGCUCGUUGGUUUAUACAAAUUUCGUAGCUGCAGUUUAGAUUCCUGCGAUUCUUAAGAUUAUUAGAAUUACUUAGUUGAUUUGUGUAGAGGCUCCAUAUUUAAGCGUUUCUAUUUGUGGUUGUCGCUUUGUAUGAGAUAGAGGAUUUCCUAUUUGAUGGAUGAGAUCUGGGAGAGGGCUGUGGAGACAGCUUUAGAGGGGGAGGCGGACCACGCCUCUGCUCGAACCCUAACCCUUGACGGUGCAGUUAAGUGCAUACAAGGUCGGUUGCCGCCUCCGAGCCUGCUAGAGAGAUUUCAGAACCUUCAGCACCUUUCUAUUGCCAACAUAGGCGUCUCGUCGCUUGAGCAGUUCCCAAGGCUUCAGAAUCUUCAGAAGUUGAUCCUUUCCGACAACCGAAUUGCUGGAGGCCUCGAAUUUCUUGUUCAAGCAGGGCUUGAUUCACUGCGAGAUCUAGAUCUUUCGAAUAAUCGGAUUCAAUAUAUUGAAGAUCUUGCGCCACUUGCGCAGCUGAAGCUUGUUUCACUGGAUCUGUACGAGUGUCCUGUCACGCGGGUCAAGGAUUACCGAUCUAGGGUUUUUGGGUUGAUUAAAUCGCUUAAGUACUUGGAUAAGAUGGAUGCAGAAGAGAACGAGAGACCCGAGUCUGAUGACGAGGAAGAGGAGGAUGAGGACGAUGAGGAUGACCCUGGAAGUGGAGAAAUUGAUGGGGAAGAUCGUCCAUUUGGAAUAAACAAUGGACAUAGCGAGGGGGUUGAUGGGGUUGUGGAUGCUGAGGAGGAUGAAGAGAGUGACGCUGAUGAGGAGGAGACCGAAACCUCAAGGAGGACAAAUGGCUUGAGCCAUCAAGCUAAUGGAUUUCGGGUUGCACCGGUUGUGGGUGAUGAUGUUGAGGAGGAUGACGAGGAUGGUGAUGAGGAAGAAGAGAAUGAUUCAGGGGAAGAGAUUGAUGAGGAGGAGGGGGAUGAUGAUGAUGUGGUUGAGGUUCAUGAAAUUGAAGACAGUGAUGACGAAGAGGAUGGAGUUGAAUAUGAUGAGGACGAUGAGGACGACGAAGAUGAGGAAGAGGAAGUGGACAAUGAUGAUGGGGAUUUUGCCGUGCCUGAGAGUACUGGCCGCUUGACUAGCACGGAAGGGGAGAUUGAUGGGCAUGAGCAAGGGGAGGAUGUUGGAGAUGAAGAUGACAAUGGAGAGACUGGUGAAGACGAGGUAGGGGUUGAAGAUGAUGGAGAAUUUGAAGAUGAUGAUGAAGAAGAAGAUUACGGUGCAGGAUAUCUUGUUCAGCCUGUGGGACAGGCUGAGGCAGUUAACACCGCGAGUGGUGAGAUGGAUGGGGGAAAUGAUGAUGGUGAGAAUGAGGAAGAAGUAGAUGACGAUGAUUGCGAAGAGGAGGAAGUUGACGACGACGACGAGGAUGUUCAAGUGUUGCCUCCAGCUUCUUCAAACCUCAAGAGGAAGAGGGACGAUGAUGGGGAUGAGGAUGAUGGCGAGAACAAUGAUGAUGAUGAUGGGGUGGCAUGCAGUAAGUCAUCAAAGAAGCAUCACUGAGGCGCCAUUCUAACUUGUCUCAAUGUUCAUGUUGUUUUGAUGUCUUCCAAGUAUUGGAAGCAGGGAACUUCUCCUUUUGGAUAGAAUGAUGGUUAGUCUCUAGGGAUUUAGAACUCCUGGACAUAAGAUAUAUUAGGGAAAGGAAUUGUAUGUUGGGUGGCACAUGUUCAGUUCAAAAAGUCGUUAGCGUUUUCCCGCUGGCCUUUCACAUAUAGCCGUUACUCAUAUUCAAAUGACAGUUACAUGGGUUUUGCCGCCCAUUUUCUCGA
This is a messenger RNA of Prosopis cineraria, 2064 nucleotides long. RefSeq names its product acidic leucine-rich nuclear phosphoprotein 32-related protein. Gene Ontology annotation, molecular function: histone binding. NCBI's taxonomy places the organism in Eukaryota, Viridiplantae, Streptophyta, Magnoliopsida, Fabales, Fabaceae. Gene Ontology annotation, cellular component: nucleus. The transcript has 2 exons. The coding region runs from base 404 to 1795 and encodes 463 amino acids. The record is from RefSeq and is a predicted model, not a curated record.